GAAAUCUACCUGCACUUAACAAUAAUGGAGUACAAAAAAUUCGUAGCCCUGUGCCUAGUAGCACUUACACUCGGGGAGGCUGCAACCCUGCCUCAGCACCCGGUGUACAAGCCCGAGGAGCACUCACCCGAGUUGAGGGAGGAGAGGAAAUUCGUGGAGAAGCCCAAUGCCAUUAAGAAAGCUGGGCUCGAUGAUAUCGACGACGUUGGAUCCAAUUCGAUUCAGGAGGGCGGAGCAACCGGUUUCUCAUGGUCCAGCAUGCUGGGCAUGCUCAUGCAGAUGCUUCUAGGUCAAACUGGUGCCAUAACUGGCCCUAGCAAGAAUGACAUCGACGACGGAGUCGCAGCUAGUCCCUGGUCUAAUCUUUUGACCGUCGGCCUUCGCGUUAUCACAGCUAUUCUUGGGGGUGCACAACAGCCUGUCGACGGCGGACUCGACAAAGUCGACAACCAGAGCGGUACUAUGCAAGGAAUAUUGACUGCGGUGCUGGGGGCAUUGCUAGGACAGGGGAGAAAUCCCGAAGGUGUCGCGACAAUGGCUAAACAGACAUCUGAGUUCAUCAACAUCGUCAUGAACCUGUUGGACGCCCUGAAGACCUCAUUCUCACAUCGUUCGUUGAACGCAAGGUCUCUGGGGAGACGCGAUUCUGUGUCUGAGGCUGCUGUUGCUUCCAUCUCCAUGCUCAAGGCAUAUAUGCGAACGAUGAAAGCCUACAGCAACUCUGGAAAGAGCGAGGAUGAAGAGCAACGUGGAUGCCCAGAGCGCAUCAUGUGCGAGGCCAGUGCCGACUGUGCUGCUGACAGCCCGAAACAAUCACCAGUCUUCUGUCAAUUAGGAUCAUACCUAGCCAGCUGGUACCUCCAAGGACAAGAUGGAGCCCACUUCGAGGCCCUGUAUGACGCCGCACGUCGUGGACGUACUGGUGAAAACUGCAGAACGAUUUUCGUGGAUUGCAAUGCAGUUUGAGCAUCACCACAAGCCCAUUCCUUCAUUAGUUCACGAGAAAAAUUUAAAUGAAUCCCAUCCACGAUGCAGAAAAACAUUUAUUCGAAUUUAAUCAUUGGAUAGAGGAAAAUUGUGAUUAGAAUCAUCGAUCAACCGCUUAACGAAGUUCAAAUUUAUUCAUCAAGAUGAAAAAUUCAAUGAUAUCACAUGGACGUAGACUGAGAAUCUCUCGAGGCCUGGUUGAAUUCAGUACAACUGUAAUAUCGAGUUCAACUGAGCCUCGACCAAUCGAUAAGCUAUUCGAUAUUUAUUUAUAUUUAUUAAUGUGAAACGAUUGCGCGUGUGUGUGAGGCAGAAUUAAAACGAGACCUUUUACAACUCCAUUUAAACAUCUGAAGCAUUAAUUCUGUCUCGUUGACACCGAUUCGCAUGGUAUUACUUAAUCUGUAGCUAGUGUUUUGUACGAACUCGAGAGGUAAUUUUUAUGGGAGGAAGACGAGCUUAGAGCUGAUGGCUUCGACGUGGAUCGGUGAAGAGAGAAUUGUUACCCUCGAGUGUCACAAAUACAUGAAAUCAGUGAAUCAAUCGAUUCAUCAAUCACUUGAUGACAUUCUGGGGGUUUGUCGUGCCCUCCCACUAAUUUAUUUCAUACGUUAGACAUCUCAGGACGUUUUCGUUUCACCCACACUAAAUUUAAUAACUUCUGUAUAUAUUUAUGCCACAGUAUCACAAAUUUCUUUGUUAGGACACACGU
Diachasma alloeum is the source of this 1699-nucleotide messenger RNA. RefSeq lists its product as uncharacterized. The transcript is spliced from 7 exons. The coding region runs from base 25 to 966 and encodes 313 amino acids. The record is from RefSeq and is a predicted model, not a curated record. NCBI's taxonomy places the organism in Eukaryota, Metazoa, Arthropoda, Insecta, Hymenoptera, Braconidae.